UUUUUUUUUGAAACCAUUAUAAUUCAUAUCCAUUAUUGCUGCAACGGGCAGAGUCAAUCGUUAUUAUCGAGUGUAUAUCACAGAUUUGAUCUUGAUCAAUGAUCGAGCAAAGCGGAGGCGAUGUUUAUCGAGCAUGGGUCUUCACAUUUGCCUCUGCCAUGGCUUGUGUCUUUGGAGCCGGGUUAAUCUUUAUUGAUACCAUCGUAAAAAAAUUACUCGGAAAAGAUGUUAGAAUGUUACAAAACCACAAGUUUUUAGCUGGAUCAUUAGGUCUCGGAUCCGGAGUCAUGAUCUUUUCCAGCUUUUACAAUCUUCUUCCGGAAGCAAGGAGCCAACUGUCUUCAGAUCUUUCCAUCUUCGCAAACCAUGCAGAUGCAGUAUUGAUGCUAUUCUUCUUUGGUGGUGUCGGUGUCAUGAGCCUCAUUCACUGGAUCAUGCAUAAAUUCGAUUCUGGCAACGUUAGUUCAGCAGGAAUAGAGAGCGAUGAUACUAUUCAGCAGUUUAUACAACGCGAAAACCAGGAUACUCGCCGACCAUCAUCGUUACCUCAAUAUCGCCAUUCAAACAAUAAUGGUUAUCCAAAGACCACGGUCAAUGAUAUCACUUCAUCCAGUGCCUCCAAUUCAACCACAAAUAAUAUUUGUAAAGGAUGCUCCCAAGAAGAGAGUGAUGAGGGCGAUGAUGAGGAGAGAUACAAUGAUUCAGAAUAUGUGGAUGAUGAGGCCACGUCCUUGCUCAACAACGCGUUCCUACAAAUUGGCAAGACACCUAGCAGUUGCCUGGAUGAUACUCCACAUAUGCAGCGUCAUCAUCGUAGCAGACAUGCCUCAGGAAAUGAUUGUUAUAAUGAAGAUAAUGAUCACUAUGAUGACGGGAAUAUCGAGGUUGUGAUUGGUAACCAAAAGGACGAAAUCUUGAGACAAAAUAAAUACCAUCGCGGAAACCAUGAUUUGAAUAUGGAGUUUGGUCUAGGCCACGACGAUGAUGAUAAUAGACAGGACAGUGCUCCUGGAGGCCUAUUGAAACCUAAAGACUCGUGGUCUUCCAUCUCUACACGCUCACAAAAACCAUUCGCGCCUGUGAAAAAGAGGAGAAAAUCAGGCGUGCCCCCUAGCAAGUCUAGGUCCGGGGCUAAGGAACGCUACCAUAGCGAGGGAUGCCCUUACAAGACCGGAGGAGGAAGAGGAGGAAGAGCAACUCCGGGAAAUGAGAUGAAAGGCAGCAAUAUUAACAAAAAUCAACAGGGGGCCAAUACUUUACCAACCUAUGGAGCUGUAACAACCGCAACUCCACAUCAACUUCGACGUACUUCCUUUCCGCGACUCAAUGGUGCUGGUGCUGGCUCCAUUUAUUCAAAACAUGAUAAUCUGGAUCAUGCUGUGGCUGAUGAUCAAGAGCAUGCUGAUCUGACUGAAAUUGGAAUUCAAACAGCUCUUACUAUUGCUGUCCACAAGUUUCCAGAGGGUUUGAUCACAUUCUUGUCAACGACUGCAGAUCCAUGUCUAGGCUUGACAGUGUUUAUGGCGAUUGCGGUCCAUAACCUGAUCGAGGGCUAUUUGAUCGCCUUCCCACUUUUCAUCGGGUUGCACUCUCGAACUAAAGCAUUCGCCCUUGCUGCAGCUCUGGGUGGACUCUCUCAGCCUCUGGGUGCAAUACUGGGCUGGUUUAUUCUUCGUGAAGUCAACAAUAUGGGCUGGCAAGUGUCGGCUACGGGUGUGAUCUAUGCAAUAGUUGCGGGUAUGAUGUCCUCCAUUACUGUCAACGGCAUGUGGCCGCAGGCUGUCAAGUGUGUAGGCAGGAAUAAGACUAAAGUGGUCCAAUACUGUUUCUUUGGAGGCAUUGCAAUCAUGGGACUUUGUCAAGCAGCCAUGGGUGCAAAAUGCAAUUCUUAAGUGAGACACAAACGGAGCAAGCGGAACGGGGGGGGGAACCCAAGUUUCAGCUUCCAUAUUUUAUACAAAUCCAUUUGCAUGCAUAAAACUCUCCCCUCUCUCGCCUCCUCCUAUGACAGUUAGAGCAAAUGUACAGUAUAAGCAAAGAAUAGUAAAUAACAUGUAUCAU
This is a messenger RNA of Lobosporangium transversale, 2061 nucleotides long. Its product is annotated as ZIP zinc transporter-domain-containing protein. Gene Ontology annotation, biological process: zinc ion transmembrane transport. The coding region runs from base 99 to 1892 and encodes 597 amino acids. Lineage: Eukaryota; Fungi; Mortierellomycota; Mortierellomycetes; Mortierellales; Mortierellaceae. Gene Ontology annotation, cellular component: membrane. Gene Ontology annotation, molecular function: zinc ion transmembrane transporter activity. The transcript is spliced from 4 exons. The record is from RefSeq and is a predicted model, not a curated record.